Phlebotomus papatasi is the source of this 3077-nucleotide messenger RNA. RefSeq names its product facilitated trehalose transporter Tret1-like. Lineage: Eukaryota; Metazoa; Arthropoda; Insecta; Diptera; Psychodidae. The transcript is spliced from 3 exons. Gene Ontology annotation, biological process: transmembrane transport. Gene Ontology annotation, cellular component: membrane. The record is from RefSeq and is a predicted model, not a curated record. Bases 1380 to 2972 code for a protein of 530 amino acids. Gene Ontology annotation, molecular function: transmembrane transporter activity.
GCAUUAUUUAUUCUCACGCAUAAUUCUCUUCACUAUACUUCUCGAAUUGCUACACCUAUUAUGUUCUUAUUGUCUUCCUAUUCAACUUGUGGAUGAGUAUUUGGCAUUUUGUCGUGGAGUGAAUACAAUAAUAUUUUUUAUUUUAUUUUGCCAAAAUUUCUAUGUGACCUGAAUUGCAAAAAGUCACCGAUUAAACAUCUUAAGAAACUUUGUCAAGUGAUUGGUUUUUUUUGGGCAAUAGUUUGGAUUUCUCCAAACAAGUUUAAAGAGUUUUGUGUGGACAAAAUGUGAAGAACAAUAAAUGUUGUAAUAAGUGUGCAAAGUUCACAAUAUUAAGUGUAUUAAACAAAGUGUGAGAAAGUUUUAUUAAUAUUCCAUUUAAUUGGGGUAACUCGGGUAAUCUCAAGAGGAAAAUAAACUUUUGAACUUAAAUUUCGUUAUAAUUUACAAAAGAAAGUUGUAGGGGGUAAUUCUUCCUAAUUACAAAUUAAUAUUGAAUUAACAUAGAACCUCAAUAGGUAACAGUUUCUACGUAUUAGGGAAUAUUCCUGAAGGUGAUCCAGAGACAGAUAAAAUUGAUUCAUGAACUUCUCUACAUAUUCAUAAUAUGGUUUUCAGUAGUCUCCCCCACUUGAUAACCUUACUCGUCAUCAUCUUUCGCUGUGGUUUUAAUGAAUAACUUUGAUUUUUCAUUAUGUCACUCUUCAGUCUCUAUUAAACUCUCGGGUUGUGAACAAUCAAUUCGAGAUAAUAUUGUAAAUUGCAUAAUAAGCAUUUGUAUUAGGUGGUGAAGUUGUUAAUAUUCUCACCUUUUGUGGUCAUUUUAGAAUAGUUCUGCAUUGUAUUUACAAAAGACACAUUAAUUCUUAGAAUAUCAUUAUUAUUCACCACAGCAUAAAAUGACAUUCAACUAAACCCAAAGCUCAAUGAAGGAUAUAAACAAAAAUAGUGUAAUAAAAUUGAAAAUAAUUUAAAGGUCUUUCUGGUUAUCAUGUAAGGUUUCCGAUCUACAAUAAAACAUUUUGUAAUUUAUUUUUUAAAACGAUCUCACGCAGAUCUUUCGAUUUUAGUUUCUUUCCCAAUUUUUUUUUACACGCAAUAUCAUUUAGUUAAGAUUUAUGCGCUAUUUGAAAAAUAGAUUAACAGUAAUCACAUAGUAGAACAACUUGUAAUCCCUUCUAAGAAUUAAGUUUUUGUUGAAAUAGGAACAAGGACUUUGCCAGGUGAUUUUUUUUUGAGAAUUAUAGAAUUUAAAGACAACAUCUGUGUGCAACUUAGAACUUUUGCAUCUUUUGAAUGUUCUAAGAAUAGUGUGGUUUACCUUGAGAGGUGAAUCUUCUCGGAAUAUUGUAACUGAAAAAGGUGUACACAAUCUUGAUAUGGAAGAGUGCAAAGUGAGUAAAUUUCGGAUGUACUUACCACAGAUUCUGGCAACAACAGCCAAGAAUCUUCUUGUGAUUGACAUUGGAUUAGCAGCAACAUUUCCCACCAUCGCCAUACCGCCACUCCUUGGGACUAUCGACACUCAUCAAGAUGAGGUGUUUCAAUUUACAGCGGAAGAGGCAUCAUGGUUUGGAUCUCUUGCCUUUAUUUGCACCCCAAUUGGGAGUCUUCUGUCUGGAUGGGUGACUGAACCAAUUGGCAGAAAAAAUGCCAUGAUCAUUGUCAAUAUACCCCACAUAGCUGCCUGGUUAAUUCUCUAUUUUGCCACAUCUGUUGCUGAAAUGUAUUUGGCGGCAAUUCUCCUGGGUCUGGGGACCGGCUUCAUGGAUGCCCCCAUAAUAACCUACGUUGGAGAAAUUUGCCAACCUUCGAUAAGGGGAAUUUUGAUAUCUUGUGCUGGGGUAGCAGCAACUCUGGGCUUUUUCAUAGGAUACCUUCUUGGAACUAUAGUCCCUUGGAGACAAGCUGCCCUUGUUUGCUUAACAGUACCACUUCUCACGGUCAUAGCUAUUUGUUUUGUUCCCGAAACUCCUCUCUGGUUACUCUCUCGGGGUCGUGAGAAGCAAGCUCGAAAGUCCUUGCAGUGGCUCCGAGGCUGGGUGAAACCAGAAGCUGUUGAGCAGGAAUUCCUCGAACUUCAGCGCUACACCAUCAAUAGCAAUCGAUGCAAUCCUUGCCAAAAGAGCGAUCAAACGUGCACCCACCCACCACCGACUCUCAUCGAGAAGAUGAAGGAAUUGAUUAGGAAGAGAACCCUUAAACCUGUAUUCGUCGUUACGAUGUUCUUCAUAUUUUGCCAAUUCAGUGGAAUGUCUGGAAUGCGACCGUAUCUCGUGCAGAUUUUCCAAGCCUACGGAAUUCCUGUAAAUCCCAACUGGGCAGCAGUUAUUACGGCUCUUCUAAAAUUCUUAGCAAAUAUUCUAUGUGCUGUUGGGGUUAAAAUUGUCGGGAAACGUGUAAUAAGUUUAGUAUCAAUAGCUGGAACUGCCAUUUGUAGUAUUGCACUUGGAUUUUAUGCUAAUAUAGUGCUUCCGUAUGGUUGGAGCUCUUUUGAUAAACAUACAGAAGUUCCAGGAGAUGGAAUAUUCCCUAUGGUGAUGUUCUUUGCACUUUCAUUCAUAACAAGCGUGGGAAUGACUCCAGUUCCAUGGAUGUUGCUCAGUGAAGUUUUUCCAUUCAAGGCUAGGGCCACAUCAGCCGGUAUGGUUGCAGCUCUCUAUUACGUGAUGAUCUUCACUUCAACUAAAACAUAUUUGAAUUUAGAACGGGGGCUCGGCCUCGAUGGAAUUAGUUGGUUAUAUGGUGCAGUAGCUAUAUUGGCAUUCCUGUUCUUCUAUUUUUUCCUGCCAGAGACUGAGAAUUGUUCCCUCGAAGAUAUAGAAAUUCACUUUUCCACCCAGAAACUCACCAAUAUUACCAUCAAGAAGAAGUCCAUCACAGACUCCAACAUUGUUGAGAGAAAACGCGAACAAGCUGUAGAAAAUGGUUUAAAUGGCUGUGACAACAAAGCGUUUAGUGAUAAGUAUUAGAUAGAAAAUAAAUAGAUACUUUAAUAAUAAGGUAUUGUACUUAAAUUUGAUAUUUAUGGCCCCUGUGGCAUGUUGUGCUUUGAAUUAAAUUUAGCAUGAAGACAA